AUUGUUUGGCAUUUGAACAAGUGUCACCUGAUUAAUUUCUGCUGUUACAGGCUCGCUGGACUUGCGUGUAUGUUCUCCACGAGCAUUCUUUUGCAAAUCCUGGCAUGUGCUUUGUACAACAACUGGUGGCCUAUGUUAGCAGCACUCAUGUACAUCAUUGUGCCCAUGCCAUGCCUGUUCUUCGGUGAUGGAUCCACACGGUUCUUGAGUAGCGGAGAGGGUGGAGCGUGGAUCAACGCUGCAAAGUUUCUGACUGGCGCGUCUGCCAUGGGAAGCCUCGCCAUCCCCGCGAUCCUGAGGCACGCUGGCCUGAUCGAGACCGGGGCCAUGUUCAUCGAGUUCACGUCCUUCUUCAUCCUCGUGUGCACUGUGCUGUGUUUCCACAGGGCCACCCUGGAGGAAGAAUGGUAGAGCCGUGAUACUGCAAGGAGUAGCAACCCCAGAAGAAGAAAGAAUUCCCUCUGUGGGAUCUAACGUGGACCUGUGUACAAAGAAGCAUGUUCAAAGUGCAUGACUACUCUAUUUGUGUAUUAUUGUGCACGUUCUCGAGAUCUGUAAUCUAGUGGCGGCGAUGCUGCUGUCUUAAUUAGCCUUUUUCUUGUGGAUGUAUCCUUUGCCGACCCGACCGUGUGAAACAUACAUGAGAUCUGCUGCUGUUGACA
Molecule: messenger RNA, 662 nt
Organism: Lolium perenne
Lineage: Eukaryota; Viridiplantae; Streptophyta; Magnoliopsida; Poales; Poaceae
Product: vacuolar protein sorting-associated protein 55 homolog
Biological process (GO): late endosome to vacuole transport via multivesicular body sorting pathway
Cellular component (GO): endosome
Source: RefSeq, a predicted model, not a curated record